AUGCUAGUGGUGAUCAGCUUAUGCACUCCCGGUUUGAAUAUCCGCGAAGUAUUAGAGGAAGAUGAGGGUGGAUCAAUCGAGAAGUCCAUCGCAAAGCUCGUUGCAGAGGCACGGAAGAAGCAACGUACGAUCGAGAAGCCAUCGAAAAUUCGUCUCGGCAUUAUGCGCUAUGUCUAUGUGGCGAUUGACUGUUCGCGAUCAAUGACAAGCAAAGUCUUACCACCAUCUCGAUAA
Messenger RNA from Ostertagia ostertagi, 234 nucleotides. NCBI's taxonomy places the organism in Eukaryota, Metazoa, Nematoda, Chromadorea, Rhabditida, Trichostrongylidae. The record is from the annotation of a GenBank genome assembly.